AUGGAGGGCGACGGCUACAGUUGGGGUGCUCGACGUUGCGAGCGUAGGGCCCUUGGUGCCUGUGUGCCAGGCAUUCAAGGGGUUGAUCGAGACCGCCGAGGGUGCAGCGGAAUCCCAGGACAAGCUACAGAGCUACAGAGCUUGGUGUCUCGGUGCGCGUUCCUCACCACCGUCUUGAUCCAGCACGGUCGAGCGGUGGGUUCCCUCGCCCAGGUGCAAAAGCCCAUCCAAGACUUCGUCGUCAUGACCAACGAGCUAGCAGGGUUCGCGGCUAGGCGGGCCAAGGGCGGCAAGUGUAGGGCGUUUUUUAGCCAUCGCCCCGACCUGAGCGCCCUGGCCGACUUCGAGGAGUCCCUCCUACGGGGCAAGUAUGAGGAGGCUGAGCCUCUGUACAUGUUCUCGCUGGCUAUUGACGAGAACGUUUACGGUCCUGACCACCCGGAAGUCGCUAAAGACCUCAACAACUGCGCGGGGUUGUUAAAUAUCGAGGGCAAGUACACUGAGGCCGAGCCGCUGUACGAGCGGUCCCAGGCGAUAUUCGAGACGGUCUUGGGUCCGGAGCAACCUGAUUUGGCAGCUGUCCUCAUCGGCAAGUACGCUGAGGCCGAGUCAAUGUACGAGCGGUCACAGGCCAUACGAGAGAAGGUGCUAGGUCCGGAGCAUCCUGACGUAGCCACAACGCUCAACGACCGGGCGGGGUUGUUGGAGAGCCAGGGCAAGUAUGAGGAGGCUGAGCCUCUGUACAGGCGAUCGCUGGCUAUCGACGAGACCGUUUACGGUCCUUACCACCCGUCAGUCGCUAGAGACCUCAACAACUGGGCGGGGUUGUUGCAGAAUCAUGGCAAGUACACCGAGGCCGAGCCACUGUAUGAGUGAGCACAAGCGUUGCGAGAGGUGCUAGGUCCGGAGCAUCCUGACGUGGCGGCAACGCUCAACGACCGGGCGGGGGUGUUUGAGAGGCAGGGCAAGUAUGAGGAGGCUGAGCCUCUGUGCAGGCGAUCGCUGGCUGUCGAUGAGAAAGUAUACGGUCUUGACCACCCGGAAGUCGCUACAGACCUCAACAACUGGGCGGGGUUGUUGUACGCCCAGGCUGGUUGGACCAACUCUAGCCCACUGGUGGUGUGUGCUACACGUUUUGUAUCUGGUGGAUUCAAGUGAGUUACCCCAAGUCCUGAGAUGUGCGGUGUGCUCACUGGAAGAAGAUUGUGUUCCCUACAACCUCAACCGUCCACAGGAGAACUACGCGGAGACUAUACCACUAUUUCAGAGGGCCCUCUCAAUCUUUACAAAUCAGCUUGGGGACAACCACCCAAACACGGUCAACACUCCGAACCGCCUGGAAGUUGUGCGAGCAAUAGUUCGUGCACGUGCACAGUUGGGAGGUCUUUAGGCAAAGGUCAUGCACGACGCAUGACGUGGAGGCCUGGCACUACGGAAAAACUCUUCGUUCGGUGUUGCUGGCGUGAGGACGAGAUUGACGCAGCUGCCUACGGCGACAGCGGUCGGUUACUGCAGGCGCGAUGAACGAGACAGGGGCGAAGCUCCUAUGUAUGGCCAAAUUGCGUCAAGUGCAUGAGGCGUCGUGAGUCUAGCUCACGUCCACGGUGACUGGUGUAGAACAGGUAUUGCAAUCCUCGUUGUUGGAACUGAUGGUCCAUCGAUGGUUAUUUCUUUUUCGCUUCUGUCUUCGUGACCAGCGCUUCCUUUGCUUGGUACAUGGAGGACGCAUAUACUUUUCGUACUAGUUUCUCCGUAUGUAGGGGGCAUUCUUUUCCAAGGGCGGUGUGUCACGUGGUUGUGAGGCAACGUGGUGAAAACACAACCAUGCGUUGAAGAUAUGAGUAGGUUCCAGUUGUACAUUGCGCUAUCAUAACCCAAUGCCUUGU
Molecule: messenger RNA, 1886 nt
Organism: Ectocarpus siliculosus
Lineage: Eukaryota; Phaeophyceae; Ectocarpales; Ectocarpaceae
Source: the annotation of a GenBank genome assembly